UGUUUUAAUGUGAGACUGAAUGUGUGUGUUCCAGGGGAGGUGUUCCUCAUGAUGGAACAGAUGAAGGUGUCCGUAACAGACCUGGACUCUGUCCCUCUAGACCACGUGCUGAGUGAGGCAGGGGGCCAAGCCUUGGUGAGACAUGAGGGCAAAGGAUCCGAGGGCUUCCUGGAACACAUCUUCAAAUACGCUGCGAAGGAACUGUUUGGUCUGGAUGUAGACCAGAUCACAUACAAGACUCUCAGGAACCGUGACUUCCAGGAGGUGUGUCUGGAGCGGGAUGGGGAGGUGCUGCUGCAGUUUGCAUCCAUCUACGACUUCAGGAACAUCCAGACUCUGGUCCACCGCAUGAGGACAGGACACAUCCCCUACCAACUGGUGGAGGUGCUGUCAUGCCCCGGCGGCUGUGUGAGUGGUCGUGGGCAGGCGGAGGGAGAGACAGGGCGUCGGGUGGACAAGGCCUUGGUUCAGCAGAUGGAGGACGCCUACAGCAGUCUAACAGUCAGGCUGCCUGACACAAACCCUGACCUACUCAUACUCUACCAGGAUUGGCUGGAGGGACAGGACUCAACUCAUGCCAACACACUCCUACACACACAGUACACACAGCAGACCCCCAGCCAGACAUAGACACACAUACAGUGGUGAGACACACACACACAGAAACCCAAACACACCUCAACAUCCAAAAGCCCAAUCAAUCACUGACCCUCUGUCUUCCAAGGACCCACUGCAGUGGUUUCCAUAGGUACCAUUGUAUAGGAGGGGAUGGGCAGAGGGCCUGGAUACUGUGUUUGUGUUCCUUUGCUCCCUGCCUAAAGAAUCAUCUCUGAAAAACACCCAUAUAUCCAAGACUUGAUUCUGAACUUCCUUACUCGAAAAGUAAAGGUGGUGCUGUUAUUCCAUCCGAUGUACUGCUCUCGAGUGUUGUGGAGGCUUAUCCACUGCUUUCACCAUGGAGGGGAAACAGCAAAUACUUGUGCUUUGUUCCAGAGGGAAUUCAUGAUGUGACAGACACAUUUGUGACAUUGGGAAAACAAUUGUAUCUGAUCCAAGGGGUGAAGCAGGAAAACUAUCAAACAAACUGUGUCUUGUUAACAUGUAGUGAAUGUGAAACCUGUAAGUAGGACUAAAAGCAUUCUUAGAAGUGAUCCAAACAGUUUAAAUAAAACCAGCUGUACUUGUAUCAACUGACAAAUGGA
This is a messenger RNA of Oncorhynchus nerka (sockeye salmon), 1202 nucleotides long. RefSeq names its product nuclear prelamin A recognition factor-like. Lineage: Eukaryota; Metazoa; Chordata; Actinopteri; Salmoniformes; Salmonidae. Gene Ontology annotation, cellular component: lamin filament. The record is from RefSeq and is a predicted model, not a curated record. Gene Ontology annotation, molecular function: lamin binding. Bases 49 to 630 code for a protein of 193 amino acids. The transcript is spliced from 4 exons.